Molecule: messenger RNA, 1209 nt
Organism: Cylindrotheca closterium
Lineage: Eukaryota; Bacillariophyta; Bacillariophyceae; Bacillariales; Bacillariaceae
Source: the annotation of a GenBank genome assembly
AUGGCGUCAGCAUUUGAACCAAUCCUGCGUUCAGACGAAGGGCUCACAGGCUACAUUCAUAUUCUCUUGAGUCUGUAUUUUCCUCCUGAAGAUGAAGCACGGAAUGUUCCCACAGACGGUGGUUUCCAGGCCAAUUUUUUGAGGUGGAUGAGCGAUGAUUUCAUUUGUGGGACAAGUUUUCCAUCCUUUGCGGUCGAACUCGUCAGUACGUUACAAAUGACCAGCGAUUGUGGGAGUACCGGUGACUGGAAGAGCUACCCACCUGCUAUUUUGUGGAAUGCUCCUUCUGCAAGCAUAAUAGAAGAAGACUGGUACGCUACUUGGAAUGUAACUUAUCCUGUGUAUGACUGGGGAGACGGCAACGACUUGCAGAAGGGUCUUCAAGAAGCAUUUGAUUCAAAAAUUGCAAAUGGGGAGUUUGAAAUGCCUUGGGAAGAAGCUUCUCUAUCUGUCAUUGGUUUUGAACGUAACACUUUUGACUUGCCUGCUCCCAGUAUCGUUGCCAAUACCACAAGCAACAACAGUACUACCAACAGUGCCGACACCCUUCGAGGAGGAAUUCUUGCUCUUGAUCCAGUUACAGCUACAGCAGUGCAGUAUAUUGGCGCUAUUCUAUUGGUGGUUCAUACAAUACUUUUGAUUGCGGUACACCUGUUUGGAAAUUCGUAUGCUGAAAAGCAGAACAAAGCAGAACAAGCGCUUCUUCUGGACGCCGAGGGUUUGGACGAUAUGCUGCUACUUACAAAGGAUCACAAAAUGCCAGAGUCUCCAUCACCUCAUUUGAUACUUCCAACAUCUUACACUACGAAUGCAAACAAUGUGAGACUGCUAUCUCCGACACGAUCCCUUGUCUCGAACGCAUCCAAAGUCUCCUCUACCAACUAUGCGGGAGACUCCCUCUUACCGCCCAUGGUUGACGAUGACGAAGUCAGUGAAGCUGGCACGGAAGUUGUCGUUCAAUCAAUUGGCUCUGGAUCGAACCAUUCAAUAUCGAGUGCUAUUCUUGACGAUGCUGGUUCGGUUCGAUCUUCCAAUGCAAAACAGCAAAGCGGAAAUGGAUCGGUUGGUGCUGACGACAGAUCGAUAUCAAAAGGUAGUGUUGGCAGUGGGGGAUCAAGACGUAGCCUUGGAGUACCUAGCAAUAUUGGAACAAUCCUUGGGAAUGUGGACGAUGAUGAGGACAAUGUCAGCGAUAUCAUGAUUUUCUGA